This is a messenger RNA of Paramecium octaurelia, 1903 nucleotides long. Lineage: Eukaryota; Ciliophora; Oligohymenophorea; Peniculida; Parameciidae. The record is from the annotation of a GenBank genome assembly.
AUGGGAAGUGGAGCAGGUAAAUAGCUUACGAUUCCAGUUGUUUAUGCAGAAUCAUCGCAUUAUGUUCACGCUCAUUUAAAAACGACAAAUAAAUAGAAAUUAAAAAUAUCAGAUCCUUAUACUAAACUUCAAUAAGGUUAUCACACCAUUCCCUUAGUUAUGAAGAAGGAGGACAAUCAAGAUGGGAUUAAGGUUAUUCAUGGCGUAGUAGGAUUGAAAAAUUUGGGUAACACUUGCUAUUUCAACUGCGCAAUUCAUUGUUUAAGUCAUACACAGCCUUUACUUGAUUAUAUGUUAUCGAGGGUUUUUGAAAAGGAAAUCAACAAGAAUAGCAAACUAGGAUCAAGAGGAUAGGUGACUGAAUGCUUUGCUUAAUUAUUGAGUGAUAUUUGGAAGGAUGAAAGAAGUAUUGGAAUGAGUAUAAAUUAAAUGAGUAUGAGUAUGGAUAUGCAAAAGAAAUAAAAAUAAUAUGAGAAUUGGGUAGAUCCUUUCAGGUUAUUGUUGCUAAUACAGAAAUACUCGAAGAGAUUUGAAAUCGGAUGUAAACUAUUAACACAUUUAAUUAGAGUAGGAGGAUUGUCAAGAGUUGUUGAGUUAUUUAUUAGAUAUGAUUCAUGAAGAUUUGAAUAGAUGUAAGAAGAAGGAGAUAAUUAAAGAGAAGGAUUACAUAGGUGAAGCAAAAGAAGAAUGGGCUGCAGAAUCUUGGGGUGAACAUCUAAAAAUUAAUAAGAGCAUUGUGGUUGACUUGUUUUAGGGAUAAUUGAAUUCUAAAGUGGAAUGUAAAACAUGCAAUUAUCAGAGUCAUAAAUGGGAGCCGUUCCUAUUUCUAAAUUUACCUAUUAAAUAAUAAUAAUAAUAACAAUAAUAAUAAUAAUAAUAAUAAUAAUAACAAUAAAAAUAACAAUAACAAAAAUAAUAAUCAUUUCAAUCUAAAUCACUUGGAAACUCCUAACUGAAGCAAGAAACCAUCUGUUAUUUGACAGAAUGCUUGGAUCAAUUUUAAUAGGAAGAAACCAUACAGUGGAAAUGUCCACAAUGUAAAGAAACAAGGGACUGUAAAAAAGGGAUUCGAAUAUGGAAAUUACCAAAUAUUUUAAUUAUUCAUCUUAAGAGAUUUGAGUUUGGGUCUAAGUAGACAGGUAAGAUCACUUAAAAAGUGAAUUUUCCUAUAAAUGAUUUAAAUAUGUCUCCUUAUUGUUUUGAAUAGGAUAAUACUAUUUAUAAUUUGUAUGCAGUUGCAUAGCAUCAUGGCUCAUUAUAAUAUGGCCAUUAUAUUUCUAUUUGCAAACAUAGGGUUGAUAACUAAUGGUAUAUGUACAAUGAUGAUGCAGUUUUUAAAGUACUAUUAAUCUGAUUCUAGAUACAAGAGCUGGAAAAGGCUAUCGUUAAUGAAUAUGCUUAUGUUCUCUUUUACCAAAAAUAAACAGAGAACAUUUUCAGAUAAACUACUACGGAUCCCAGUUGCUGGCCUCACAACUAAAGUGCUAAAAAAUAGCAUAAUGAUGCUCCACCUAAAGAUUCAUCAAAAUUAUAGACACUGACAUUAAUGGAUUACCAAGAUACUGAACAGAAGGGCUAAUUAGAUGAUAAUAGUCCUCACAAUAUAUCAAAUAAUUCAAUUAAAAUCGAACCCAUAAAUGGAUAGAGAAGGUUCUUUCCUCAUACAAAUUCAAGAGAAUAAAACAGCAGGUGCUAACAAAUAUACAGAAAAUCGAGGCCUUCUGUCGAUCAUCAUAAUAAUAAUGAAUAAUAAACAUCUAUCACAAAGCUAGAAGAAGAGGUAUUUUAGUUAUUAUUAAUUUGAAAGUCGACUUAAAUAUAAAAUAAUAAUCCACAAAUAGGGAUAGAUAGGAAAGUCUAAGACAAGUUUUACUAAUUAAGAGCCAAAGGUUCUCGUAAAUGA